Osmerus eperlanus (European smelt) is the source of this 2097-nucleotide messenger RNA. RefSeq names its product BAR/IMD domain containing adaptor protein 2 like 2b (gene baiap2l2b). The record is from RefSeq and is a predicted model, not a curated record. The transcript has 14 exons. Gene Ontology annotation, molecular function: protein binding. Gene Ontology annotation, biological process: positive regulation of actin filament polymerization; actin filament bundle assembly; actin crosslink formation. Bases 469 to 2004 code for a protein of 511 amino acids. Gene Ontology annotation, cellular component: cytosol; nucleoplasm. Lineage: Eukaryota; Metazoa; Chordata; Actinopteri; Osmeriformes; Osmeridae.
CGCGUGCAGUGUUUGGGUAUGUGCCACCCGCCUCCACAACCUUCCUUUCUCGGCCCUCUCAAUAAUUCAGCCGCCCGAACGUAUCGAUGACACCGGUUUGCUCUCUCUCUCCUUCCCUCUCGAGUUCAAAGAAAAACGGUUGAUGACAGACGAAUGCCACUGCUCAUUAACGAAUGAGAGAAGCGCGGCAUCGCUUUUAAUCGUUCCAUCGCAGGUGUUGCUGCCCCAGACACAACAGACGGAUAACCGCGAGCGUGACGCACCGUGGACUUUUGGCCAAACUUGACACGAAUCAUCAGGCAGAAAAAAUACACCGAGAACAUCGGUUUCUUGAAAGUUGGAGAGUUUAGUUAUUAUUUAGCUAUUUAGUUUCAUUUAAACAAUUUUUGAGCCGUCUCAGGCUUGUUUGGUUUUAUUUUGUUUUCAUCUCAUUGACAGUUUUUGGUUCUUUACAACUGAGAGGUCAUUAUGUCUGGAAUGAACAGUGACCUGCUACACAAGUCUACGUUGACAGUGUACUCGAACUUAAUGGAACAGUUCAACCCAGGGCUUUUGAAGCUAGUCGCUCUGGGCAACAGCUACGUCAAGGCCUUCCAAGCGUUGGCUGUUACCAGUGAAGCCUACUUCAGCGCUGUGUCUAAGAUGGGAGAACAGGCUCUGCACACACUCUCAUCUCGCUCUCUCGGAGACGUCCUCAUCCAGAUCUCAGAGACACAGAGGAGACUCACAGCAGAGAUGGAGGGAGUGUUCCGAUGGUUCCAGGUGGAGGUGUUGCAAGCCAUGGACAAGAACGUCAAGUUGGACGAGGAGUAUAUUGAUGGCAGUAGGAGGGUGUAUGAGCUGGAGGUGAGGAACCAGGCAGAAGCUCUGGAGAGACAACUGAGGAGAGGAUCCUACAGAGACUCACUGGAGAACAGUGAGUACAUGCAGUACCUGAGGAAGAGUCAACAGGAGAUCCUGAAGGAGGAGGAGAGGAGGUAUCGCUUCCUGGCUGAGAAACACUGUGGCCUCACUCAGUCCCUGCUGUUCCUCAUCAACAAGACAGGGGGGUCACUGCAGCAGAAGGCGGAUGGAUGGAAGGAGAAAGUGAACGAGACCAGAGGCUCUGGACCUCGCACGCCCACUCCACCAGACCAGGAGACCCAGCUGCGAGGGUCGGUCAGCUCCCUGCUCCAGACGGUGGCCAGGGAUGAGGACAUGUCCUGGGCCAGGAGAGAGCAGCAGGCGCUGGGCAUGGUGCCCUCUAGAGCCCCCUCCCCCCUCCCCAGCCGUUCCCGCUCCAGCUCGGUGGGGGAGUCCCUGGGCCUGGGCGGGGGGCGGCCCAUGAGGGCCCUGGUGUCCCACCCCGCCACGUCCAACCCCAAGCUGCUGCCCUUCUCCCGGGGAGAGACAGUGACGGUGCUGGUGCAGGAGCCCCGCAACGGCUGGCUGUACGGACGCACCGACAGCAGCCUGCGUCAGGGCUGGUUUCCUGCUGCAUACGUCACACCUGCUGAGGAGUUCUCCAACACUCUGGGGUCCAGCGGGGCGUCUCUGCGGAGCCACAGCAUGACCAACCUCCUGGACCCGAGCGACACCCCCGCGGACCAAUCAGAAAAGCCCGAGAGCAAGAGCUACGGAGACGUCCCGCCCCCGGCGACGCCCACACGCCGGGGGUCCGUUGACGUCCGGCCAAUCUCUCCCCUCCCUGAGAGGAAGGCGGAGCCUGUCCCGGAGGUCAGGACCAAUCAGACGAAGAGCAGCUAUGAGCUUCCUCCCCCUCCUCCUCCUCCGCCCCCGCCCCCCCCGCCCACACAACAGUCGCUACGGAGGGGGUCAGCUGACUUUCAGUCAAUCACUGCCCUUUCUGAUAAGGGGGCGGAGUCGGCCUCAUAUGAAAAGGCAUUGUUGCCACAUGGACCAUCUGGUGAAAAUCCCCUCUUUCCAAGAGGAACAAACCCAUUUGCUACUGUGAAACUUCGCCCGACGUCAACCAAUGACAGAUCAGCACCACGGAUCCACUGACCAAUCACCACGCUGGAUGAGUUAUGGAAUUAUGCUGUCGAUUUAUUAUAUUUAUAACCGGAAUAUGGGCAUUUAUUUGUACAUCUCUUUGGU